GUAUGUUCCUACUCAUUUGACACAUUUGGUGAAAUUUUCUUGGCCUCUCUUUAUUAGAAAAAGUGGGACCAGUUAGAAAGCAAAUGAAAUUUUAAUGGAUAGAGCAAACCCAUGUGAGCCUUUGAAGAAGUAGUUCCUUCAUAUCUGCUAUAAAUACACAUAAGAAUGAAGCCAUUCUUAUCCAACGAGUACUCUAUUUUCUAAAUCAAGUUCCAUAUCAAGGAAAACACCGCUCAAACUCGCUCACUCUUCUCUUGUUUCACAUAAAUUUUCGAUAUGGGAAUCCGUCUGCCAUCGAUUCUUCUCAACGCCAAGCAGAUUUUGAAAAUGCAAGCUAUGUCAGCCAGAAAUCAAUCUGAUGUUCCCAAAGGCCAUAUUGCAGUUUACGUGGGAGAGAUUCAAAGGAAGAGAUUUGUCGUCCCUAUAUCAUACUUGAAGCAUCCUUCUUUUGUAGAUCUGCUCAAUAGAUCAGAAGAAGAAUUUGGAUUUUGCCACCCAACGGGCGGCUUGACGAUUCCAUGCCGAGAGGAUGCUUUCAUAAAUCUCACUGCUAAGCUGCACACAUCUUGAAAGUUGAAAGAACAAAAAGAAAAUGUUAUUGACAGUUUUGUCACCUAUAAUUUUAGGAAGUAGAGUAGGAUAAUACUGUACAGUUACUCAGUUGUUUGAGCAAUGGAAGUUAUAUUCUUCUCUUACAAAAA
Cucumis melo (muskmelon) is the source of this 701-nucleotide messenger RNA. Its product is annotated as auxin-responsive protein SAUR21-like. The record is from RefSeq and is a predicted model, not a curated record. Gene Ontology annotation, biological process: response to auxin. NCBI's taxonomy places the organism in Eukaryota, Viridiplantae, Streptophyta, Magnoliopsida, Cucurbitales, Cucurbitaceae. The coding region runs from base 277 to 570 and encodes 97 amino acids. The transcript has a single exon.